Punctularia strigosozonata HHB-11173 SS5 is the source of this 1413-nucleotide messenger RNA. RefSeq lists its product as uncharacterized. The record is from RefSeq and is a predicted model, not a curated record. Lineage: Eukaryota; Fungi; Basidiomycota; Agaricomycetes; Corticiales; Punctulariaceae. The transcript has 3 exons. Bases 1 to 1413 code for a protein of 470 amino acids.
AUGACUGUAAACAAUCAUGACGGUCGUCUCCCAAGAUCGAACAACUGUGACCGUGGAAGAAAUUUAGAACCGCGCAACCUUGUUCACCACGAACUACCCGACACUCUUCCUUACCACACCCCUAAUCGUCUCGCUCGCUCUCCCAAAUAUAGCGCCAUGUUUCCUUCCUCCGUCGGAGUGCCCAUCGCCACGCCGAGCGGUCUAGUGGGUGAUUAUCGCCACACGCAGGCGACAGCCCUCUACUCGCCGAUGGCCACCGCUGUGGCACUGAACGAGUCGGCGUAUCGGUCAAUUCUUAGAGCCAUAGCUGCAAUCAUUGCCAACGCCAAACCGAACUCCGCCGUUGCCGUGUCGUUCGAUCCCUCCGACGCCACCCCUACGUUUGUUUUCGCUCGUUCGGGAGGCGCCUUCGACAGCGACUUGCAUAUCGCCAAAGACUUCCUUCUAGCAGCAGCAAACGCAUCGACCGUCUCCGACAUCUGGUCCUUCAUUGUAAACGCGGCGCCGGGAUACAUCCUGCACAUUUGCAGUGAGAUACAUGCGGCGACUAAACUUCUCCUAGCUCUUAACAGAGAUGCCCCCGGCCAUGAAAACUACAAGGCAGCAGAGAACGAUAUGACUAUCCUUGCGCUUCGCGCGGAGCUUGCCAGAAUGGACAUAGAGGAAAACGGUGACCACAAGGUUCGCAGCCCAGGAUGGAACCCCGUCUCAAAAUGCACAAAAUUGGUGGACAUCGCCAAUCAAUUGCACCACACCUUCUGCACGCUCUCGCUAUCCCCUUAUGAUCCGCCAUAUCUUCGUUCUCUCCGAGAUGUGACGGCGCGCCUUGUCGAUUUUGGGUGUGCCCUAGAUGCCAUGGUCCAAUGGCGCGCCGGUCUCUUCGUCCGGGUCCGCGGACUACACACGAACGACGUCCCUCAUUUCUGGGCAUGCCUGUCCUUGUCUCGUGUUGGUACUGACGUCGUGAACGUUCCGGUAGAGGACCUGUCUAUCCGGCUCUACAGCAUCUAUUCCACUCUAGAACUCGUACCCAAGACGGCACGUACACAUGCCGAGCUGCAGAUUCUCAUCUGGAUCGCGACGUUCAAGCCGCAGAAAAUAGAAAACGGGUCUUGGUACAUGGAGUCUAGCGAGACGACAUUCGUUGGACCGACGUCCGCGCCCAAUCAAGGGAACCGUGUCACCACCUCCAGCACCGUCGGGGGAGGGCUGCCGUCGGUCGUAUCCUAUGCUCAGGGUUGCAUGGAACAGCCGUCAGAGGUCACGAUACACCACCCGCAACCCCGCCGCCCAGUCGCCCCUACCCUCCCGAUACCCUACUCCGGGGUGCAUCCGAGCAGCCACUCCACUGCCCGUCACAGUGGCCACGAAUAUGUUGCACCUGGUGGCUAUGGUCCGGAUCUUUCAGGAUAA